GCCCAGGCAGCCACUCUCCAGCACAGACCCAGCUAAGCCUUUUUCCUCCAGCCUCGAGCCGGAACCAACGUUAGCAUGAGCAGCAGGCAGAGCACAUCCUACUCCUCUAAGAGCCGGAGUGGGGGUGGUGGCGGCGGAGGGGGCCGUGGGCUCUCUUCGUCCUCCUCCUCUGUCCGGUUUGGGUCCGGCGGUGGGGGCCGGUUCUGCUCGUCCGGCAGCAGCUAUGGCGGCGGGAGCUUUGGCGGCGGGAGUUUUGGCGGUGGGGCCUGCGGCCUGGGUGGGGGCAGCUAUGGGAGUAGCUUUGGUGGGGGCAGCAUGUAUGGGGGGAGCGGCAGUUGCGGCGGCUUCGGCGGUGGCUACAGCGGUGGCUAUGGAGGCGGCUUCGGUGGCGGAGCCGGUGGGGGCUUCGGUGGAGGCUUCGGAGGAGGCUUCGGAGGAGGCUUAGGAGGAGGCUCCGGUGGAGGUUUUGGAGGUGGCUUUGGCGGUGGCUUUGGGGGUGAGGAUGGCGGGCUCCUGUCCGGCAACGAGAAGGUGACCAUGCAGAACCUGAACGACCGGCUGGCCUCCUACCUGGAAAAGGUGCGCGCCCUGGAGGAGGCCAACGCCGACCUGGAACAGAAGAUCCAUGACUGGUACCAGAAGCAGAGCCCCAGCAGCCCCACACGUGAUUACUCUCACUACUACAAGACCAUAGAGGACCUGCGGAGCCAGAUUAUCACCACAACUGUGGAGAACAACAAGAUCGUCCUGGCCAUUGACAACACUCGCAUGACGGUCGAUGACUUCAGAAUGAAGUAUGAAAUGGAGCUGAACCUGCGCCAGAGCGUGGAGGCCGAUGUCAAUGGGCUGCGCCAUGUCCUGGAAGAGCUGACCCUGUCUCGGUCUGACCUGGAGAUGCAGCUGCAGUCGCUGCAGGAGGAACUGGAGGCCCUCAAGAAGAACCACGAGGAGGAGAUGAAACAGAUGACAGGGCAGCGGAGUGGCGAGGUCAGUGUGGAGAUGAAUGCUGCUCCCAGCAUUGACCUCACCAAGGCACUGAAUGACAUGCGCCAGGAGUACGAGAUGCUGAACGCCAAGAACCUCAAGGAGAUCGAGGACCAGUAUGAGGCCCAGAUGAACAAGAUGCACCAGCAAGUCACCUCCCACAGCCAAGAGAUCCAGACGACCAGCAGCCAAGUGACCGAGCUCCGCCGGACCCUUCAGGGGCUAGAGAUCGAGCUCCAGUCCCAACUCAGCACUAAAGCUGCUCUGGAGCAGAGCCUGGAGGAAACCAAGGGUCGCUACUGCGUGCAGCUGGCCCACAUUCAGGAACAGAUCGGCGCCUUAGAGGCCCAACUGAGCGAGAUCCGUGGCGAGACCGAAUGCCAGAGCCAGGAGUACAAUGUGCUGCUGGAUAUCAAGGCCCGGUUGGAGCAGGAGAUCGCCACUUACCGCAGCCUGCUGGAGGGCGGCCAGCAGGACAUGUUAGUGCCUGGGAAUGGGGCAGGGAGCCUGGCGGGACCACCCUGA
Ornithorhynchus anatinus (platypus) is the source of this 1509-nucleotide messenger RNA. RefSeq names its product keratin, type I cytoskeletal 13-like. The record is from RefSeq and is a predicted model, not a curated record. Gene Ontology annotation, molecular function: structural molecule activity. The coding region runs from base 76 to 1509 and encodes 477 amino acids. Gene Ontology annotation, cellular component: keratin filament. The transcript has 6 exons. Lineage: Eukaryota; Metazoa; Chordata; Mammalia; Monotremata; Ornithorhynchidae.